CUGGGUCGCACAGCGCCUGCCUCUCUGCGCGCGACCAGUCGAGGCGGGGCGAACCUCUGUUUUCCCGCCUGGUGGUGGCUCACAGCUCCCGCCCCUUUUCGCUCCGCUUUCCGGAGGCUUGGUUCCUCGCACCACGUGCCCUCCUGGCCGCUCCUCCCCCGCUGCCCGCCCUUUCCCCAACUGCCUGUUGGAAGCUGCUGUAAAAUGUCGUGAGGGGCGCUCCCGCUUUACGGCUGCCUCUCCCCAGACUGGAACCCGGGAGCGCCCACCGCCGUCAGCCCUGUCUGCAAAGAGGCGUCCCGGCGGAGACUGAGAGAACCGAGGCGCGCCGCUGCCCCUCCCUUCCGCGCCCGCUCCGGCCCUCGGCGAUGUGAGGCUCGAGGAGGCUGCGGUACCCGCCCCCCACCCCGGCCCGGCCCGGGGUUGAGACGGGCAGCAGGUGCCUGUGAAGGCGGGCGGGUGCUGGGGGCCUACAGGAUGGAGGAAAGCAUGGAAGAGGAGGAGGGGGGCAGCUACGAGGCGAUGAUGGACGACCAGAACCACAACAACUGGGAGGCAGCCGUGGAGGGCUUCCGGCAGCCCCCGCCACCCCCGCCUUCUAUCCCAGCCCCUGCCCGAGAGACUCCCGGGGGUCAGCUGCUGGCGAUGCCUGCGGUCUCCGUGGACAGGAAAGGCCCCAAGGAGGGGCUUCCAAUGGGGCCACCGCCGCCGCCGCCGGAGGCCAAUGGGGUGAUCAUGAUGUUGAAGAGCGGCGACGCGGCCUCCGUGGCCAAGGCGGCCCCCGCCCCCACCCCCGGCUCCACCAUCAACAUCAACACCUCCACCUCCAAGUUCUUAAUGAAUGUUAUAACUAUUGAAGAUUAUAAGAGCACAUACUGGCCAAAAUUGGAUGGUGCCAUAGAUCAGCUUUUAACUCAGAGUCCUGGUGACUAUAUCCCCAUAUCCUAUGAACAGAUAUACAGUUGUGUGUAUAAAUGCGUGUGCCAGCAGCACUCGGAGCAGAUGUACAGUGAUCUGAUUAAAAAGAUAACUAACCACUUAGAACGAGUCUCAAAGGAGCUGCAGGCCAGCCCUCCAGACCUCUAUAUUGAAAGAUUUAAUAUAGCUCUUGGACAAUAUAUGGGAGCAUUGCAGAGCAUUGUGCCUCUUUUCAUAUAUAUGAAUAAGUUUUACAUCGAAACCAAGCUUAACAGAGACUUAAAAGAUGACCUUAUAAAGCUGUUUACCGAACAUGUUGCAGAAAAGCACAUUUACAGCCUAAUGCCUUUACUUUUAGAAGCCCAGUCAACACCAUUUCAGGUCACACCUUCAACUAUGGCAAAUAUUGUGAAAGGCCUGUAUACUCUCAGACCAGAGUGGGUUCAGAUGGCUCCGACUCUGUUUUCUAAAUUUAUUCCAAACAUUCUCCCUCGUGCAGUGGAGUCUGAACUGUCUGAAUAUGCUGCUCAAGAUCAGAAGCUUCAAAGAGAACUUAUACAGAAUGGUUUCAUGAGACAGCUCAUCAGCCUGUGCAAGUUCCAGAGGGUACAGAUAGUGAAUGUAUUGAAUGUACUUUACUUCCUGAAAAGAGGACACUGGAACUGCAGAGACUGUGUUCCUAGCACAGUGGGGGUCCCGCAGACACUCAGGAGCCGUGUCACCAAGCUGUUCUUGGAAGAGGAUGCUGGACUUCUUACUUUGGUUUGUAAUUUAAAGAAAAAAAAACUAACAAAAACAAAACAGUUGCUGCUAGACUUGGGGAUGAUUUUGAAAUGGGACAAUCUUCUAACGAGUUUAUCUACAGAUUCCGUGAGGAACACACAUCAUGAAGAGUGACCAUUGCUAAGUGAGAUCCGGCAGCCAAAAUCAGCAGCUUCCUCCAAAAAAUAUAAGAGCAGAAUUUUUUUUUAAAGCACUUGUUUUGUUCAUUUGUGGACUUAGCACUUUGGCAUAUUGGUUUCACACAUCAAGAUGUCUUUUGCUUUAAAAUCAAGCAGAUCAUUACAAAAUACAGUAUUUUUCACCCAUAACCAAAACGACCCCCUUUAAAAACAAAAAAGAGUUGGUCUUUGUUUAGCAUUAGAAAGUCUUGUUACAGGAAAAUGCUAACUCUGCUUUCAGUAUAACUUCUCCCCUCCCCCCACCCCCAUCAGUUCAUAACUCUUUUCUACUCUGUGCCUUGAGCUUUGUGCACUUUGCAUCUCUGUGACCAUGUUGUCAAACUCACAAAUGCUUCCCGAAAAAGCUGAUGGUAUUACAGACUGACCCGCCAAGAUGUCGGGUAUGACUUCAUAGCAGGACGCUGAAAUGAGUGGGGAAAGAGACAUGCUGCACACGGGUCAGAUUUCCCCCUGCCUUGCAGUGGUGUUUUCUUGUUAAAUGUUGGGGACCAACUCUUGUAGAACAUUUCCAUUCCUCUGUCAUUUAACAGGCUCUCCCCAGCUGCUGUAGUGUUGGCAUUAUGCUAGUUUAGGGUUGGGCAGUACUUUAGCACUAAAGCUACCUUUUUAAUACUGUUGAGAAUUACCCAGUGGUCAAAGCUGGUUCCUAUGAUGCUCUAGGAAGCAGAUACGGUUAUUAAAUCCAAACAUAAUCAAUAGUGUGGUUUUCCUGAUCAGUCUCAUUUUAAAUGGGUAAGAUAAGUACUUAAAAAAGUCUGUAGUGUGUAUCUUUUAAAAGAUUAUAUUCAAGUGUCAUAGAGAAGAAGUAGCACUGCUGUUUUAAGGCUCCCUUCUGGCUCUGGCCAAGCUUGAUUUUCUAUUUCCAUACACUCACAGUGCUCUUUAGUUCCUUAGUGUUCUUUAGUCCUAUAAAAGACUCUGAAGCUUACCCUAUUGAUUUUGAAAGGCAAAGGAAAAUAGAUGCACCAAGGGAAAAAUGAUUUUCUUCUCAGUUUUGGGUAAAUCUAAAUCGAGCAUAUGCUUGACUCUUUUUGGCUUUGUUGGCUAUGUCAGACUAAUUUAUCUCUUCAGAGAACUAGAGGCAAAAAAAGAAGACAUACCAGGGAUACUGACUAUCACACUUGUGAUUUCCAGGUUGUUCAUAGAAUUGCCUCUGCCAGUUCACUUGGUCCUUUUGCAGAGAGCAGGCUCGGGGCGAGUUCGAAGUGUAGUGUUAGGAGCAAGUCAAGUCAUCGCAGAGAAAUCCUCUAUUUGUAAAAUUAGUAUUCAGAGAAGCAAAAGUUAAAGGUUGUCAGAUUUAUUUUUUUAAGUACUUAUCAACCAGAGUUGGUAGAUUUUGAGGAGGACUUGAACGUGUGCUCCCUGAAUGCUGUGAGCAUCUUGGAUUGUAUUGAUAAACACUGAAUUACUGUUAAGACUAUUAACAGGCUCUCAUUGUGCCCUGUACGGUUUGAUUUGCCACAUCAUAACAUUCUAAUGUAAAGGAAGAAUUCUCUUUUAUCAUGAAGUUCAAAUUUUAUUUUACUCAGUGGAAUGCUUGCUGCAGGCUUAUAACACCUGCAACCAAAUUCUCUCAAGUAGUUUUAAUAAUAAUAUUUCUGAAAAGGAAUGAAGUUGGAAUGUUUCAUUAAAUGUGGAUGAACUCUUCAUUAUCCUAGUAAUGUACCCAAAUGCUUUUUCUGGGAAGGAAGUAUUCUUUGGCCAACAAUGGAACCUUCCCUAUAAAAGCAUCACAUUAGGAUAUGAAUUGGCAUUAAAAUCUUUGGAUGCUUUUUGCAUUGUUUAGUUAAUGGGGGAAUAUUUUGUAUUGUCUUCUUUUUAUUGUUAUGUGUGUGUUAACAAAGUGGGCAGAGUAAAGUUUGCAGAAUUUAGUCUCUGUAAAUUUUUGCACAGUGGCUGCAGCUCGCUAUGGGUGAGGGCUUAGUGGUGCAAAGCUUUGAUUGGAAGGCACUGGAGGAACACCUCCCAGUGCAUUCAACCUGGUUCUUACUCAUCUUAGCCUUGUGAGGGAUACUGCAGUAUGAAGAAUUUAUUUCUUUAACUCAAUAUUGACCUUGCUUAUUUAAUUGGGAUUCUUAACAAAAUUCUUAGUCUGCAGUGAAGAAGUAAGAAAUGCCUCCAUUUUGUAUUGACUAACACUGUCUGCCUAAAAGUAUUUCCUUCACGUGUUCACUUGUAUUCUUGCCAGUACAGUAUGUAGUUUACACACCAUAGUUAAACACUGGCUUUUUAUGGGGCCCAAAUCAUCAAAGGCAGAAAAUUGUAAAGCAGGUUGAUCGUCUCAUGAGUCAACACAUGUAGUUGGUUUGCCAAACGGAUUAGUGUAUACAUGCAGCCUGAAACCGGACCCUCCAGAGAAAGCCAUUUCACUCACUUUGGAACGUGACACUUAACAUCAGUAGAUGAUCGUUGUUUGGAGAGAUGGUACUUAUUUUAAAGCUGGCAUUAAGCUUCAAUAUGUGUCAUCUCAUAUCCUUCUCUAGUCACAGCUGCACCCUAACCUGACUGCUGUGCUUUCUGUGGGGCAGAGAGCAAAACCUGGUGUUGUGACUCUUCACAUACUACAUCUUAGAUAAGAGUUAGUGAAAAGAGACGAGACUAAAACCUGGGCGCAUGAGUUGUGCGUUAUUAAAUUUUGUGGAAAAGUGACUUUUUCCCCUGUCCCUUUUACGAGUUGGAGGCGGUUCCCCUCCCUCCCUUCGGGGUGCGGGAUGAAAGUCAACGUGUGAGUAAGUGAGCUUGCAGACGAGUGGGCUGUGGCAGUAACGCUGCACGCACAUGUAUCCCAGUGCCACCGCUCGUGACGCUGUCACGCCUCUCGCUGCACGCCAUGCUUUCUGUCAGGUUGCAAAUUUGCACACACAAAGAAUUCCUCAGGAAGAGUUUGCACACGCAUCACCUCGCUAUAAUAUUCUGUACCGGCCAGACAAGGGAUUUAAAAGUUUUUCAGCACAAAAGGAGAACUUCAGAGUGAUGGUCUGUGCACACGGACAAACAAAGGUAAUGGUGAUCUCGCAAACACAACUGGUUUCCGGAUAAGUGAGCAGGAGCGCUUGUGUCGUAGUAUUUAAAGAAGCUGUUUACUCUCCCAGGGUCACCCUUCAGAUCUCGUCUUCUCACUGAGACUGGCUCUGUUUUCUUCUCUGUGUUUUUUAUUGCAGUUUAUUAUUUCCAUGAUUAUUACACGAGGCAUUACCCUUGAGCUAAAAUUCAAUUUUCCAAUAAGCAGCUAGUAUUAGAUAACAUUGUUCUAUGAAUAUACACUAAUCUGGGUUAUUAAAAAACUUCACAAUUAAAAAACAAAACAGAACCCUUGCAUUAGUUAUCCAGUCAUUGUUUGGAUGUUUGGGUUUUUUUUUUGUUUUUAAAUGGUAUCUCAUUGAGCUUCAGAGUAUUACUUUGACUUUAAUUCACUUUAGACCACUUAGCGGGACUUUAAAAUUUAAGAUCAGAGUAUAAAUCCCUUGACAUACACCUAGAAGAGAUUUAUAAGGACCUUUUUAGUUGUGAUUACUCUUUUCAAUAAGAUUGCACAAGGUGAAAUUUAUGUUUAUCAGAAGUUAAAACAGAGGUCAUAGUUACUCAUGGAGAAAUGGCUUUCCCAUUAUUUUCCUUACCAAGUUGAAAUUUGUCCCAGUUUCUGGCCACCAGGAUCUAUGAAAGGACCUUUGUUCUUUUCAAGGGAAAUGAUUCCUCUUCUAUUCCCACUGUUCAUUAACUAAGUCAUUGACACUUUCCCAUGUCCACUGGCCAAGACCUCAUUUCGAACCUCUUUCCAGAGCCAAGUGGCACACGUACCUAUACUAUUUCUGCUUAUGUUGGUGGAGUGGCUGUGGGAGAAUUAAAGAAAAUACUAAUCAGAGGUACAUUCUUAUAGGACCGUAGGGUAUAUUGUACCCCUGCUGAUUGGAAAUUAUCUUCAUUUCUAGUUGGAUUGCAUUGUUCAGAAAUGCAAUGUGUUAUUGGCUUAUAAUUCUGAGAAAUUGAUAGUGUGGCUCUGAGGUGAAUUCUGUGGUUUGAAAAAAAAUAAAUACUUUGUAUUCUCAAAUGUCAUUUCAAUGUUGUGACUAUGUACUAAAUGCAAUAAGACUGUGGCUGUUCUCUUCAAAGGGUGUGUCUUGUUCAACAGUUGGCAAUUUCAUUGCCCUCAUUGGCCCUGUUUGUCAAUAUUACAGCCAUGCACUUCAGGAGUUGUUGUUCAGAUGUGGUGUUGUGGGGAGCUAUGACUGGAGACAGGAAUGCUUGUGAAUAAAUGGGAGGCCAAACGCAGACAAAAUGCUUCUGCCACCCACCAGCAUAGCCAGAGCAAGGAUGAAGCGAUGAAGUCUAGUUCCUGGUGGUCCUUGUUUGUCAGAAAGCAUGGUGGAGCUUAGAACAGGGUGUUCUGUACAUUAGCUCUUUUAUGAAUCCAAGAAGAACAAAAUGGUGGAUGAAGCUCUUAUUGACUGGGGAUUCAGAGCCACUGACUUUGGCUCUCAUCUUUAACUCUUGAUGGAUUUUAAAUCACUCCUUCUGUAUUAGGGUGUAUACCAUCACUCUAAAACAUUGUGGUUAAUGAAAUAAAUCUUGUACAGAUGUC
This is a messenger RNA of Bubalus bubalis (water buffalo), 6459 nucleotides long. It is a transcript of the gene CACUL1, whose product is annotated as CDK2 associated cullin domain 1. The transcript has 8 exons. The record is from RefSeq and is a predicted model, not a curated record. Gene Ontology annotation, molecular function: ubiquitin protein ligase binding. Bases 478 to 1815 code for a protein of 445 amino acids. Gene Ontology annotation, biological process: ubiquitin-dependent protein catabolic process. NCBI's taxonomy places the organism in Eukaryota, Metazoa, Chordata, Mammalia, Artiodactyla, Bovidae.